Molecule: messenger RNA, 2496 nt
Organism: Drosophila persimilis
Lineage: Eukaryota; Metazoa; Arthropoda; Insecta; Diptera; Drosophilidae
Product: dynein regulatory complex protein 11
Exons: 5
Coding region: 1-2496 (831 amino acids)
Molecular function (GO): protein binding; ATP hydrolysis activity; ATP binding
Source: RefSeq, a predicted model, not a curated record
AUGUCCAGCACGUAUUUCAAUGAAAUCUGGCAUCAGUCGCAGCAUGAAUGCGAGCUCUUGUCUACCAUUGACUAUGAGCGUCAGCACCAGGAUGUGGAGACAACGGUGGCCACCAUGAAUGCAGCCGUUGGCUCUGUGGCAGCCGAUGCCGAUGCCAAGGCCCUGCUGCAGUCGAGUCUCUACGAGUUCUAUUUGAGAUACAUUUGUUUGAGCAAUCGCCUGGAGGAUGUAUAUGAUAACAUGAUCCAGCCGCAGAAGCGUCAGCUGGUGCGUAAGCUUCUAGACGCCUGCCUGGGGCGUGUCAUAGAACUCAAGCACGAUCUGGUCAACAUUGAUUUAAUGGAAUUUAGCUACAACGACGCAGUGAUAGAGCGACUGCGUCUCACGCCCAUGGAGUCGGAACUGCGAGUGCCACGGUACUUCCUGCGAGAGCGGCAGCAGGAGCUCGAGUUUCGCAAGCGAACCAUGCAGGAGAUACUGGUCAAGCUGGGCUGGCUGGAGGAGCACGAGCUGGAGGAGACCGUGACCACGGAGAUCGAGGCCAUACGUAUGCUCCAAAUGCAUGAGCGGGCACGCCAGGGCCGUCUUCGUGCCCAUUUCAUGAAGGAGAUACGCAUCCUCAAGGAGAAGGGCAAAUCGGAGGAGCGCACCGAAAAGGAACGCAGCGAUUCUGGCCUCUUGGCGGCCAUGAAGAUCCAGAAAAUGUGGCGUGGCCACACGGCGCGUAGGAUAACGCGACGCCGCAAAAUGGAGGAAAUGAUUCUGAUUGGUAUGCUACCGCCACCGGCGGCGGUACUCAAAGAGCGGGCCGAGAAACUCGACAAGUUACAGCACAACGACAAGCGCUAUGAGGCGCAGGACGUCUAUGCGGAGCAGUUCGAGACGCGACAGCGGGUCGUCCAGGAGGAGAUUCGACAGAAGCAUGGGGCCAGCAUGAAGGAGGACAUAGCCGACGAAAUACGGGCCUGGGUAAAGGAUUGCUAUGAGAAGACCGGCAAACUGCCAGACUUUCCCACGGAAGAUCAGGGCGGAUCUCUGCACAUAUUCAGCCGACCGGGCACCGAGAGCGAGCACAGUCGCUCCUCUGCCCGAUCCUCCAAAGAAUCGCGCAAGACCAAGGACAAGUCCAAGUCGCCGGCGCGCAGUGGCGAUCUGAAUGUCAAUGAGAAUCAGGAGGAGGAUGUCAGCUUCCAGCCGGCCCCAUCCAUCUGUCUGCCCGACAUACGCACGGAGAUAGAUCUUUUCAAUGAUACCUGGCGCGACAAGGACGAGACGGGCGUGUUGAGCCAGGCUGCCUACGAGGAUAUGAUCUACAGCGACAAGUACCAGGAGGUGGAGCUCGAAUUCCGGCGCGCUGUCGACGAUGUGAUGCGCCAGGAGAUCGAACUGCUGCAGACGGCCGUGGGCAAGAAGAUCAAGAAGAGCAGCAAGAAGACGCGUCGCUCGGGAAAAAAGAACAAGAAGAAGAAGGAGAAGGAUCUCACGCCAGACCGCACCACAGAGUCGCUGUAUGAGGAACUGGUCACCAAUGGCAUUAUCCGCAAGUAUCCGGAGCUGAAGCUAAAGCAAUUUCUGGGCGACAAGGCCUUGACCGCUCGCAACGGAACGAAUCCAUCGCCGGGCGACAUCCGGCAGAUCCUCACAGAGUACUGCAUCCUUCCACUGGGUUCGGAGGCCAUACACAAUUGCACACCGCUAAUACGCUCCAUACUGCUGGCCGGUCCCAGGGGGUCAGGAAAGAAGGCCCUGCUCCAUGCAAUUUGCACGGAGGUGGGCGCCGUGCUCUUUGACCUCACACCAGCCAAUAUUGUGGGCAAAUAUCCGGGCAAGUCGGGUCUCAUCAUGCUCAUCCAUUUGGUGGUGAAGGUAUCCAGACUGCUGCAGCCAGCUGUCAUUUACAUGGGCGAUGCAGAGCGACCAUUCAUGAAAAAGAUACCCAAAACCGAUCGCACGGAUCCCAAGCGCCUGAAGAAGGAUUUGCCCAAGCUGAUCAAGAAUAUAGCACCCGAGGAUCGCGUCAUUUUUGUGGGCACCUCUAAUCUACCCUGGGAAGCGGAUCAAAAGAUGCUGCAGUCGGUGUACAAUCGGUUCAUUUACAUUCCACGACCCGACUAUGGGGCCAUGUCGCAUGCCUGGAAAACUCUGCUACAUGAGUACUCUGGGGGUGUCUCCAAUUUGGACACCAGUGCCAUGGCAAAGAUAUCCGACGGCUAUACCAUAGGAGCCAUCGAUGCAUGCCUCAAGGAGGUGAUGACCUGCAAACGGAAGCUACAGCUACGUACCCAACCGCUCACCAAUGCAGAGCUCAUCAAUGUGCUGUGCACGCGUGAUCCCGUCUACCGCGAAGAAGAAGAAGCCUUUGAAUCAUGGUGGUCUAAAACCCCAUUGGGACGUCGCCGGCAGCGUUUUCUGGAGCUGGAAGAGGAGCGUCUCAUUGAGGAGCAGGCCCAGGCGGCCAAACAGGGAAAUGGCAACAAAAAGAAAGGCCUCAACUGA